Dinoponera quadriceps is the source of this 1082-nucleotide messenger RNA. RefSeq names its product PIH1 domain-containing protein 1-like (gene PIH1D1). Gene Ontology annotation, cellular component: cytoplasm; R2TP complex; ribonucleoprotein complex. The coding region runs from base 109 to 1020 and encodes 303 amino acids. The record is from RefSeq and is a predicted model, not a curated record. The transcript has 7 exons. Gene Ontology annotation, biological process: box C/D snoRNP assembly; rRNA processing. NCBI's taxonomy places the organism in Eukaryota, Metazoa, Arthropoda, Insecta, Hymenoptera, Formicidae.
UGCUAGUUGAAAGGUUGUCAAACUGCGAAGUUGUAUUUUGUAAUCGCAGGAAUUGAACGUUCCCUUUGUCGCAUUUAAUUAUAUUGUCUCAUCAAUUAUUAAGCAACUAUGAGCGACUCGACGUUUCUCGAUAUCGAUGAAUCUAUCCAAACAAGAAACUUGUUGAUACUGAACGAGGAAAGGGAUGGUGUAGAUCAUCAAAUAGGUGAACUGAUGAAACAAUACGAGCCAGCUUUGGUGUCCGUUAUACAGCCUGUUCCCGGUAUCUGUGUAAAGAUCAAAUCGACCAGUGAAGGGAAGGUUUUUAUAAACAUAUGUAUGUCAGACGAGAUCCCAGCUCCGCAGGAUAUAUCUGAUGAUAAAUUGUUCCAAGUUUUGGAUGAUCAUGAUUCUACUUAUAGUUUACCGAUGAGUAUCGGCGCCGAGAGAGUAGAGAAAGACAAAUCCGGUGUACCUUGCCCAACAUUUGAUGUCGUGAUAAAUACAGCUUACUUAACAAAAUGCCAACAAAAGCCGCAUUUUAUGGCGUUUACAAUAUUAUCUGUAUUAAACGGCGUGAUGGAGAAGUCCGGGAAAGAACUCGACAUGGAGAAUUAUACUAUCCUCAAAAAUCGAACGGUAGUAGGCAAACUACAGCAACAAAGGAUACGAGUUCGAGAGCGGAAGAUACCGCAACGUUGCGAACCGUUAAUCGAGGAGAUCCCGAAGUCUAAGAAAUCCGCAAGUAGGAAAGUAUGUUUACAGGAGAGCGAUAAAGCGGAGAGGGAGGUGGAUUAUGUAAUUUUAAGACAGCCACCGGAGGGACCAGUUGAACGUUUAAUCGCUUUAUUUAACAUGCCGAGAAACGUGUCGAUCGAGAACGUGGUGGUACUCAUCAACCCCGACCGCAUAAACGUUACAGAUGAGAAAACUUGUUGUUCACACGAUGUUUUACUUCCAUACAAUAUAAAGACUGACAGUGCAAAGGCCUAUUUGGACUACAGUCUUAAGGUGUUACGAAUAGAUAUAUUAGCGCGAUAAGGGAGACGCAGUCACUCCGACGGAGACGGGAUUGUACCUUGAGCGCGUUUUCCCCUCUCACA